UCACACAUAAAAUGUCAGAAAACUUGGUGUUUUAUUUGGAAGCAAAGUCCAUCAUGGACACAGUUAUAGAGGCCGCUGUCGAUGUUGUUGGACAUUCAAAGGAGGGAGCUGCAAGGAAGGAGCAAAGUGAGAAACAAAAGUCAGAUUUUGUGGAAAUGUUGUCACGAGAGGCAACGAGAAAGAUCAGCUCGGUUUUCUCCCAGCUGUCGUCGCUGCUGCAGGCCGAAAACAGGACGCUGAAGAGCAGAGUGAAACAUCUGGAGAGCGAGCUGAAGGCCGUGACCGAACGGUUUGAAAACGCCAGACUGUGGAGGGAGAACGUCCUGAGCGGCUGCCCGGUUCUGUUCGAGCAGAGCGGCCUGAUCUUCACCCUGAAGCCUUUCGGGAAGUUAAAAAGAAAGAUGGAUAAAGAGGCAGACGGAGCCACAGAAUCAUCACCUGCUGCUGCUGCUGCUGCUCAGGUGAAUCACGGACAGAAAGCAGUAAUUUCUCAUACAGAAGGUGGAGAGGUGGCAAAGGAGGCGACUUCAUCAAGACAAGUCAUCUUUGCUACUCCUGUAGAGGAUUGUACCACAACAAACACAGCCGGAGCCAAAUCCACACAGGGAAACGAGGUGAAGAAGAAAGGGAAGGUGUUUGUGUGUGACGUCUGCAGCAAGAGCUUCAACCGGCAGUUUCACCUGAUGAAGCACAUGAACACUCACAGAGAGCAGAGGCCGUACGCCUGCCAGCAGUGCCCGAGGAGAUUCAGGAACACGGCGACGUUCGAGUACCACCUGCUGCGACACGAGGAGAAGAAGUACGCCGCCUUCGAGUGUCAGCUUUGCCAGAAGACAUUCAAAACCAAAAUGCACCUGAAGACCCACCAGCUGGUCCACUCGGACACGAGGCCGUUCGUCUGCUCGUCCUGCGGGAAGGCCUUCAAAACCAAACACAACCUACAGGCUCACCAGGUUGUUCACACCGUGGAGAAGCCACACAAAUGCUCAGAGUGCGGCGAGAGUUUCAGAUAUGCCUUCACGCUGCAGUGCCACCGAAGCGUUCACACCGGCGAGCAUCCGUACAAAUGCUCGGUUUGUGGCAAAGCUUUUGUAAAGAGGCGAUCGCUCCGGACGCACCAGUCGGUCCACAGAGGGAAGAUGUUCACAUGCGAGACGUGCGGCGCAGGAUUCACCCUUCAGCACAACCUGAAGAGACACAUUCGUAUCCACACGGGGGAAAAACCGUUCAAGUGUAAAGUGUGCGGGAAGAGUUUCAUUCAGGACAACAAGCUGAAAGCGCACAUGCUUCUUCACGGAGCAUCCAAGGCGUUCAUGUGUGACCUGUGUGGGAAGACUUUCCUCUACAACUGCCAGCUGAAGAAGCACCAGAAAGUGACUCAUGAUGAAAGACACGGGCAGGUGGUUAGGAGACGAACUCGAGAGCGAGGCAGCCGCAGAGUCAUCUACCGACGGGACCGGACGACCGUCAACGUGACGCCGUUCAGCUGCAGGAGCUGCAACAAGGGCUUCGACACCGCGAGCUCUCUGAAGAGACACGAGCUAAUCCACUCGGGGAACAUGCAGUACAGCUGCGACACAUGUGGCAAGUCUUUUUACUACAAAGCCACCUACGAUUACCACCUUCGAAUCCACUCAGGAGAAAGACCGUUUGGUUGUGAAGUGUGCGGGAAAAGGUUUAUCAUCCUUCAGGCGCUGAAGUCCCACAAGCUGCAGCACUCUGGAGAGAAACCGCAUAAAUGUGAGCAGUGCGGCAAAGCCUUCAGGAUCUACACAAACUACCAGAGACACCUUCGGAUCCACACAGGAGAGAAGCCCUACGAGUGCGAGGUCUGUGGAGUCAGGUUCAGGCAGCUCGGACAUGUCAAGUUUCACAUGCAGAUCCACACGGGAGAGAGACCGUAUUCCUGCAGCAGCUGUGGACUCGGAUUUUCAGACUCAAGGCUGCUCAAAAGACAUAACUGUAGCGAGAAAUACCAGAAAAUGUUGGGAAAUGUGCUCACAACAUCCUGAUAAAGACAGAAAUUGACAUAAAUGUUCAUUGUCAAAGUGUUACUUCUGGUCAUAAUUUUAAACUACAUGAAUAAUUUGCACAUUUUAAGGCAGCUUGUCAUGAAAUAAAUUGUCAUUGUGAACUUUGAAGUGUUUUUUAGCUGCAUUUAGAACACACAGAUUAACCUAUAAACCUGCUUCAAAUAAAAAACUUUUUGAAUUGUUUCA
This is a messenger RNA of Acanthochromis polyacanthus (spiny chromis), 2219 nucleotides long. RefSeq names its product zinc finger protein ZFP2-like. The transcript is spliced from 4 exons. The record is from RefSeq and is a predicted model, not a curated record. Bases 12 to 2012 code for a protein of 666 amino acids. Lineage: Eukaryota; Metazoa; Chordata; Actinopteri; Pomacentridae.